UCUUCAUUUAUAAAUUACCGAUACCCCCUACUGAGCUUAUAGAUCCAGAGAUGAUAUCUCAAGUCCUUUCAAACCGAUAUAUUGACAGAAGGAACCUCGUUGAUCUACUCCGACAACUUUUUGGGACUGAUUACGAGGUUGAGGACCAUCCCGAGUUCUAUCUUAUCAGAGUACCACGCGAGUUAAACGUUGACGAAAUUGCUAGCGUUGCGGACCAAGAGCCGCAAACCCACCCAUAGAUCCUAGGAAUCGCGAUGUCGCACCUUUAUCGUCUGCAGAACGCAAUGAAUGAGAUCAAGGAAAUCGUCAAUAGGUGCCGAAGAUGGAACUUCGCCGGACAAUCUUUCGUUUCCCAGAGAAUGUUGGUCGAUCAAAUGACCUCCGAUGUUAUCGGGCGGGCCCUUCGCGAGACAAAAUUGGAACUAUACCACGUUCGCGACAUUACAAACAUAAUACUGAAUGGCGGACAGAGAACGUUCGCCAUCUUGGUUCUCAUUGGCGAGGUAGCCUCAAUCCUGGAAUUCAUCAAAACAGAUAAUUUCCAGGCAGCUGAACUCGACAGCCAACUUCCGUGGGAACGGGAUGCCCUGCGUGAACUUCUCGGGCGCGAGAGCUAUAUCCCUUCGCAGUUUUGCAACCAGCAACCCGAGUUCACCGCGCCAGUGUUCUCUGGAAACUCCAUUCAGAGGGUCCUUAGAACGCCGAUAAUAUUCCCCUUCCUAACGUGCGGUUCUCCUCGCGAGGGAGGCUUUGGUGCUGUUUACAAAGUCACCAUUCCCCGUGAACACCAAACAUUCGCAGCCAGUUAUCAAAUCAUAGGCAAUAAUCCGCUUCCAACGACACAUGUAUACACCCUAGCCCGGAAGGAGAUCGCACGGAGCUCAGCGAGCCGUAAGGAGGAUUACGCGCUAGAACUACGCAACCUUUGCAUCCUAAAAAUGGUUCAUCACACUCAUAUUGUUCAGCUUUUAGGGUCCUAUACCCAUGACAACAAAGAUAAUUUUCUUUUCCCCUGGGUGGAGAAAAGCCUAGAGAGCAUGCUAUCAGAGGAAUGCCCGUCAGAUCUGAGAUCUGAGUACACGAUGACUUACGCUCUCUGUGGCUUAAGCUCAGCACUUUCCUUGGUUCAUAACUUUCGAGAUGGUGACUUUGAAGCAAUCGGAUGCCAUCAUGAUUUGAAGCCGUCGAAUAUCCUGGUGGAUGAAACGAAGUUUUUGCUAAGUGAUUUUGGGCUUUCACGAUUCAAGGAAGCCUCUGAGGGGUCCGCGACAAGGUUUCGAACGACACGGGGUGACUAUGUCGCGCCUGAGUGUCAGGACCUCGACUACCCUUACACAAACCAUGACAUACAUCGCUCAGCUGAUAUAUGGGCUUUAGGGUGCAUUAUGCUGGAGCUCUUGGUGUAUUUGGAAGAUGGCCACGAGGGAAGGAGGUUGUUCAGGGAAAGGCGAAAAUUCUCCAUCAACCAAGACACAUACUUUCGUUUUCAUUCUUCAACGAAGAGGGUUGAAGUCGUCGAGAAGAAGAUCCAUGAGUUUCAACUUCGUGGUCCCGGGCCGAAGCAAAGACUCGCGCAGCUUGUUGCGUCUAUGCUCAAUGUUACAUCCCCCGAGGAGAGACCAAAAAUUGCAGAUGUCGACGUACGUCUGCGUUCUAUCUUGCUCAAAGAGCUGGCGGAUAGCAUCCGCAAUGCCUACAGUGUUAUACAUGCGAGGUCUUCGAAUAUCGCACUUUUGCUGGAAAAGAGGCAUUUCGAGAGUUGGGUUUGGGCCACACUGGAUCACGAAGCACAGCAAAAACAAGACGAAGCUUCGUUUCUUCAAAACUUGCCCUACAAUGACUUUCAAUCUGUCUUGGAAUUGCUUGAGCAAGUUAGAAACGUUUUACAAGACAUCAAUAGCCAAUCACUUCCAUUGAGACAUACCCUCUCCGCCCUUCGUCAUUUCAAUGGCCGACUGCUAGGAUACCUUCCACCAGAUUUAAAACAGGCGGCGACCUUGCGAUCCCAGUGGACCAUCCUGCAAAUGUACAACAGCGCGAAUUUGAUCAAUAGCGAAGGAACUUCUGCGUCUCAACUAAAUGCUGAUGACAUUGGAGAACUUGCCGCAAUUAGAAGAAUGCAUCUGCUGGUGGAUAGAUUGACUAAGGAAGAUUUUGACGAUGUCGGCAACUUGCGUAUUAGCCCAGGAAGACUUAAAGAUUUUUCAGAUGUCGGUGCUGGUCUCAGGCAGGGCUGUCUCGAAGAUCCAGAGACAGGGUCGUCCGAGCUGGUUUUGGCCGAGUGGCGACACUAUUUUGACAAGUACCCUGAACAUUCAGAAUUGUUAGUGCAUGAGUUAGUAGCACGGACAAAGGGAAUCACCAAGCUAUUGAAACGAGCGGGUCAGUACACGGCGUUCUGCAUAUUGCCUUGCCUUGGAUUCUACCACAACACGGAUGACCAUUCGGUUGGGCUGAUUUACAGACUUGACGAUCCGAAGCGACAGACAGAGAAGAAUCUGACUGUUAGAACCCUACGUGAUAUUCUUCUCUCAGAGUUGAAGCCUCCAGUAUUAGAAAGAAAGUUUCAGCUCGCCCUCGGGCUUGCCUCAACAGUCCUUGCAUUCCACAAAGUGGGCUGGCUUCAGAAGAGCAUAUCAACCUUUAACAUCAUUUUUCGCUGCCCCGAUGGUGCAACUGCCGACGAAAUCCUGUGCUCGCCUUAUCUUGUUGGCUUUUUAAGCAGCAGACAAGCGAAUGACUCUGCAUUUUCCGAAGGUCCAAUAGCCCAGAUUCAACGCGCUGCCAUACUUUACGAACAUCCAGAUUAUUCCAAAAAGAAAGAUGCUCGGUUCAAGCAGCGGUUUGACUACUAUAGCCUUGGGAUUGUACUCCUGGAGCUCGGGCUGUGGAGGAUCGUCCCAGAGGAUCGCAAGAAAUUGGUUGAAUUCUCGAGAUACGUGCUUGACAGGCCCCUGACCGCUCUUGGGCAAUCUAUGGGAUCAAAAUACAAGGAGGCGGUGCGUGCGUGCUUAGUUGGAUUACAGGAAGAUGAGUGCUACGGGUCUAGGACCGACGAAGAGACCUCCGCAGAGAUGUGCAUCCGCUUUAAAGUGGAGGUUAUUGACAGGAUCGCCCAGUGCAAUGUCUAG
Aspergillus calidoustus is the source of this 3131-nucleotide messenger RNA. The record is from the annotation of a GenBank genome assembly. Lineage: Eukaryota; Fungi; Ascomycota; Eurotiomycetes; Eurotiales; Aspergillaceae.